This is a messenger RNA of Acipenser ruthenus (sterlet), 5938 nucleotides long. RefSeq names its product Fc receptor-like protein 5. Lineage: Eukaryota; Metazoa; Chordata; Actinopteri; Acipenseriformes; Acipenseridae. Bases 148 to 4560 code for a protein of 1470 amino acids. The transcript is spliced from 24 exons. The record is from RefSeq and is a predicted model, not a curated record. Gene Ontology annotation, biological process: cell surface receptor signaling pathway. Gene Ontology annotation, molecular function: transmembrane signaling receptor activity.
GACAGCGCUCCAGAAUAAAGCAGUGCGCGAUGGUCAGACACACUGUGACACUUUGAAAGCAAUUUAAAAAGACUUUCUCAGAAGAAGGCGAGCUGUGUGCUGCCCUGUACAUGCUGCAGUGUUUAACUUCGUCUUUCAGAAGGCACCAUGCGACCUGUGGGACUCAGCAUAAUACGAUUUUUAACUACUGUAGCCUGCUUCGGAGCGUUUGGAGAGGGUCACCAAAGGCCUGUGCUGAGCCGGAUCCCUCCAGAGGGAGAUGCAUUCGAAGGAGACACAGUUACUCUGGUGUGUCAAGUCGAAGGGAAUCCAGAGGAAUGGGAAUAUCUCUGGUAUAAAGACAGAAUUCUUGAUCGCAAGACUGAGACACCCCCUAUAAAUACAAGUUACAUAAUAUCUCCUGCUUCCCCGUCUGAUAAUGGGGAGUACCGAUGCCAAGCUAGAAGAAAGGAUGACCGGACUACACACUAUUACAGCACCUCUAUUGGGUUACAAGUAUCUGAACUGUUUACUAGGCCUUCUAUGACAGCUCCUCUUUGGAACCCAGUCUGGGAGCGCGAGUCCUUCACUCUUCAGUGUCAAGUUCAGUUUAAUAACAGGAGGAAUGUGACAGACAUCCGAUACCUGUUUAUCAAAGACGGGAAGGAGCUGGAGUCCGCUGGACCACCGGGGAACUACACAAUCCCAGCAGCAAGGGCUGAGGAUGCUGGGAGAUAUGAGUGUCAGGUGGAGGCAGGAGGAGUUAGGAAAGCAAGUGAUUCAGUGGAGGUUAAUGUGAGAGCGGGUAUGCCGAGGACUACCCUGACCCUGGAGCACCCGUGGGGAGAGAUGUUUGUGGGAGAGAGAGUGUCUCUUACCUGCCUGGUGGAGGGGGAUUCUGCAGGCUGGAAGUAUCUCUGGUACAAAGACAGCCAGACCGCUCCCUUGCCCCAGCCUGAGAGCAGCAGUGACGCUGGAGCCAGAUACACGAUCAGUGCUGCUGCUCUGUCCCACAGUGGAGAGUACUGGUGCCGAGCUGCAAGGGGGGCUGGCUACUUUCAUUCAGAUUAUAGUAAAGCUGCCAGGCUGAAAGUCUCUGAUCCGCCUAAGAUUAUUCUAACCCUACUGCCUUCGAGGACUGAUAUCUUUACAGGAGACAAUGUUACCCUCCGAUGUGAGGUUGGACUCAGUUCUUAUAGCUGGCAAUAUCACUGGUACAAAGGAAACAGGCAAUCCCUGGCACCAGGCAGUGGCAAUGCAUCUGGAGCCACUUACACAAUCAGUUCAGCUGCUAUGUCCCAUGCUGGGCAGUACUGGUGUCAAGCUGCAAAGCAGGAUGGAUCGUUUUGCUUAAAUUACAGUCAGCCUGUCAUGCUAGUGGUGCAUGAGCGCCCAGCCGCUGUACUGACCCUAGAGGAGGGAUGGACGGAGGUGUUUGUUCCAGAAUUUGCUAUCCUUGGUUGUCGUGUUCCUGGGAAUUAUACCGAAUGGAAUUAUACAUGGUACAAAGAUGAGGAAGCAGUUCAGGUGUUCCAGCAGAACUCCAGUAGUUUGAAUGAUAACAGAUACACAAUAAGCUCUGCUAAUGAAUCUAAUGGUGGGAGAUACACAUGUCGAGGUGAAAGAGCAUCUAUACCAGUUUACUCCAACACUAGUGACGUCAUUGUAUUGACCAUAUCAAAGAACCUGCCGAAUAUUGUACUCACCCUGGAGCCAGCAGGGACAGAGAUAUUUGAAGGGGACAACAUUACCCUGAGCUGUGACGUUGAGGGGAAUUCAACUGGCUGGACAUAUUAUUGGUACAAAGGCUGUCAAGGAAAGGAAGUCUACAUGACUGACAGCAGACAUGGAUCUGAGGCCAAUUACACAAUCAGUGCAGCUGCACUGUCCCACACUGGGAGCUACUGCUGUCAAGCUUUCAGGGGAGUUACCCCAUUGUACCUCGAUUACAGCCAGCCUGUCCUGCUAAACGUGCACGAGAGACCACAGGCAGUACUGAUUCAAGGAUAUGAAUGGGGAGUGUUCUACACUGCAGAAAUAGCUGUUCUAGAAUGUCAGGUAAAGUGGAGAGACCUGGAGUGGAGUUAUAGGUGGUACAAAGAUGGACUGCUCCAGACUGAAGGCAGUGGAAAAGAUGGCAAAUUGAUGAUACAUUCUAAAGAGUCAGACAGAGGGGAAUAUACCUGUCAAGGAGAAAGAACAUCUAAUCCAUUUCACUCCACAAUCAGCAGCCCCUUCAUGCUGAAUGUAUCUGGAGAUGUGCCCAAAGCAGUGCUGACCUUGGAGCCUGAGAGAGAGGCAUUCGAAGGAGACAGUGUUACCCUGCGCUGUGAGGUUCAGGGCAGCUCUACAGGCUGGAAAUAUCACUGGUACAAAAACCAACAAGGAAAUGAACUGCUGCAGACUGACAGCAGUGGGACUGGAGGCAUUUACACAAUAAGUGCUGCUGCUCUGAACAACACUGGAGAGUACUGGUGUCGAGCUGCAAGGGGAGAUCCAGAGUUUGACUUAGGUUUUAGCCAAGCCAUUGUGUUGAAUGUAUCUGAGCUUUUUAGUAAACCUGUUGUGACAGCCCAUCCGGAUUCUCCAGUCUGGGAAGGGGACUCCCUCACUCUGCACUGUGCAGUCCGGGUGAAUGAGAAAUCUCCAGACCCUAAACUGCGAUACCAUUUCAUCAGAGAGGAGGGGGGCUGGAAGAUCUCUGGUUCAAAAGAGAAGUAUAUACUCCCAGGUGCAAAGCUCAGUGACUCUGGGAAAUACUGGUGUGAGGUGCAGGCAACAAGGAAUGAGUUGAAGAAACGUAGUGAUCCUGUGGGGGUUACUGUAGGAGACCGUCCACAAGCUGUGCUGACCCUCCAGCCUCAGUGGCCUCAGCUGUACUUUGGGGAGACGCUGACCCUGCGCUGUGGGGUUGCGGGAGAGUAUCCUGGGCUGGAAUAUCAGUGGUUCAAAGGCAGUCAGCUGACCCCAGUGCCCCGAACAGCUGACCACAUUGUGAAGGGCAGCAGAUACACAAUGACAGCGGUGCUUCUGUCAGACCAGGGAGAGUACAGGUGUCUGGCUGUGAGGGGACAGCCGCCAUAUCCCUCUCACCUCAGCGAUUCUGUUCUGGUUAAUGUAUCUGCGGAGCAGCCCAAGGCAGUGCUGACUCUGACCCCUGAUUGGACAAUCCUGUUCCCUGGGGAGAAGGUGACCCUGCAGUGUCUGGGGAGUCCCAGGGCAGUGCUGUAUAAACAGUACAGAGCUGGAGAGGAGGAGCAGGGGCAGGAGCCCCAGUGCAUAGGCAAAGGGACCUCAUGUACAGUUCAGAAGGCUGAAGAGUCACACCCUGGUCUUUACUGGUGUGAAGACAAAGAGGGUCAAGAACGCAGUAAAUCUGUAGACUUAAAAGUAUCAAAUGCAAGUGUGAUUCUGCAGACUCCCCCACAGCCACUAACUGAAGGAGACAAGUUGACUCUGCUGUGUCGUGCUCGGGACACUAAGGUUGAUCCUAAACGCAUCACGUUUGAGUAUUAUAAGAACAAUGAGAGUCUGGAGUUCCAGCCCAGCACAGGAGUGACCAUCCCAGCUGUGAUGAAGAAAGAUGCAGGUUUAUACAAGUGCUUCGCUUACUCCAGGGGGCGUGUGCUGGGUGAAUCUGAGGUGGAGGUGUCUGUCAGAGAUUUCUUCGCCAGGGUAACACUGACAGCCUCUCCAGGCCCUGCAGUGUUGGAGGGAGAGCCAGUUAACCUGACCUGUGAGGUGGAGAGAAACACGUACCUCAGCCCUCCAGUCAACUACACGUUUCUCAGAGACGGUGCACCCCUAGCGGCGAGUAGCGGCACUGCACAGUAUUUCAUAACAGCGAUGAAUAAAACACACACGGGGAGAUACAGCUGCACUGCGGAGACAUGGCCAGGAAUCAGGAAGCAGAGUGCUGCUGUGAAAAUCGAACUUGCAACCCCCUGGUGGUGGAUUGUUGCCGGUGCAAGUGGAAGCGGACUGUUACUUAUUCUCAUUACAUCCACACUGCUAUGCUGCAGAACUCGUCGGACUGCAGGUAAACACAGAAAGUCCAAAUCUGAAACUGUUUAUGCAGUCUUUGAUCCAGCCAAGAAGCAAAGAGAUAGACUCAAAAAGUCUGACAGUGAGGGUUUUUAUACCUUAAUUGAUUCAACGAGCAACCAAGAUGCACCCCAGAUGACUAACAGCGAUCCUCUUUACUCCAAAGUUGGUCCAAAGAGAAGCAGAGAUGAACCUGAAAUGGCUGAUAGUGGAGUUUUUUAUUCCCUUCUCAAUCCAAAGAAUAACACAGAUAAUCCCCAAAUGGCUGACAGUGGAACUGUUUACUCUCUUGUUGACCCAAAGAACAACAGCGAUAACCACAGAAUGGGAAAUAGUAAGGAUCUUUACUCUAUGAUAGAUCUGAAGAACAAAAAGAAAGAAAAACUGCUGAUGGCAAACAGUGUCUCUCUUUACUCUGUUGUCGACCUAAAAAACAAAAACAAAGGCGAUGGGAGCAGGAAUGCAGGAGGAAAAGAAGCAGACAGAGAGACAGGCAGCUACGCACAAGAGAGCAUCUAUGAGGAAGUGAUGAUAUAAAAAAAUAACAAUGGACAGAGGGGACAGGGAUUAAGGUUUUCUGUGUAAAGUAUGGUAACUGUACAAUUACUAUGCAGAGAAAAGGCUCACCUCGUCCGGUUCCUAGUAGCUGAUUGAUCUGAAAACUGUCAUGUUGGGUCUUAAAGGACCCCAGUGAUCCUGCUUCAACAAUAUGAGUAGGUAGCCACAUGACUAGACAUGCCCUCACCUACUCUUUGUGUGAGACAGAGCACUUGAAAAGCCAAUGGGAUGCUUUUAACAUCUUAGUUUUAAAGAAAACUGUGGAUGUGAUGACUGAAAUAGCUAUAGAAAGCGAUUCAACAAGAAAAAACACACAUCAGUUCAAUAUGAUCCCAAUGAUUCAGCAUCAACAACAUGGCUAAGUAACCCGUUCCAUACCCUCACCACUCUGCGAAGAAGGGCAGCAGAAAAACUAGGACCAGAGGACACAGUUAUGCAGACUUAGGACAGAGGGAAGUGGACACUUCUUCACACAAAGUGGUGAGCGAUGGAAUGGGUUACUUAGCCAUGCUGUUGCAGCUGAAUCAUUGGGAUCCUUUUGAGAUUAACCAGCAACUAGGUCUUGAACGAGCAUUAAUGGGUGGAAUGGGCGCCUGUCGUUAUGUUCUUAAGUGAUUAACAACUUAAUCACUUAACUUGUAGGGUUAAUGGAUGAGUGCUCAUGUUGUUCGUUACUAAUUAUGCAACAUUACUGCUUCAUAAAUAAAUAGCAAAUUGCAUUGUAAUGAAAAGGCCGUCUGUCUUGCAUUAACCUACUGUGGUUGAAAUUGCAAGUUGCAAUUAGCAGCUUUGAUUAACUGGGGCCGAGUUAGUAAAAGUAAGUUAUUUUUAUCUUGCAAAUGAUCUUAUUAAUUCCCUUUUAAUAAACCUUAUUCAUUUUGUAACAUUAACAGCUUGUAUGAAUUGACAGCGUGUACGUAGGUGUGGGACAGUAAACGAUUAAUCCGUAAUAUCAUCCUGAAUGGAUGCAGCAAUUAAAUAGUUAUUGCAAUAAUGAUGGUCAAAUAUUUUCACCAUUAUACUGAAGACAAGUAAUUGUAUAUGUCAUAGUUGUUUUUUUAUUUUCUUGCCUUGCUUUAUUGUUAUUGGUGAUCUAUUAUAAUUAGUAAGAUAACAUAAAGAACAAAGAACAAAAAAAACUGGGCAUAGAGGCAACAGCCAGAGAAGCUCCCAAUGGCUCAAGAUCAUUGUGGACCAUCGGUGUAGUGUCUGAGGCUGUCUCUCCAGGGGUUCAGGUAAUCUGAUCAAUUGCCUAUCUCUGCUAAUGCUAGCGGCAAGUAUUGUAUUUAAACAAUAAUGGUCAAUGUAGAAUGUACUGUGGGUAUUUUAAACUAAUAAACAUUGUUAAUAUUUGAAA